UCUCCCCCAACGCUCCUCCUCUACCAGCUCCCCCAACGCUCAAACCCACGGCAAACCAAUGGAGAUCUCCUUCCUCAGACCCACAGCAAAGCAUCCAAAGACACCAUACCCACAGAUUCCUCAAUCAAAACCCACCACACCCACCAUACGGCCAUACCCACAAACCAAUAGAGAUCUCCUUCCUCAGACCCACGGCAAAGACCACUUCUCCUUCCUCCAAAAUGCAUACCCACCAACAAACCACCACAUGCAACCUCAAUUAUGUUGGUCGGCGAUACACCAUCACACCCAGCCCAGCCCAGUCGGCGAUACACCAUCACACCCAACCCAGCCCGUCGAAACUGGUCCACAAAGUCUUUUCCUCCAUUCAAAUCAAGGUCAAAGCUAGGACAAGAAUUCCGAACAUAUGGAAGUUGGAAACCAUAAGGAAGGUUU
Quercus lobata is the source of this 435-nucleotide messenger RNA. RefSeq lists its product as uncharacterized. The transcript is spliced from 3 exons. Bases 59 to 388 code for a protein of 109 amino acids. The record is from RefSeq and is a predicted model, not a curated record. Lineage: Eukaryota; Viridiplantae; Streptophyta; Magnoliopsida; Fagales; Fagaceae.